GGAAGAGACGUGGCAGAGAAGAGUGGGAAAGGGUUGUCUAAGGAAAAAGAUAGUAAACCAGCUGUGCCGGAUGGAAACAGGAGGGGAGAAUAGUGAAUGAAGAGUGCUGGCAAGAGGGAGAGCAUUGGGGCGUGAGGCCGCUGUGUGUAUAUAGCGCUAGGCAGCAGGUGUCCCUGUCAUCAUGGGGCUGUGCAAAUGUCCCAAGAGGAAAGUGACCAAUCUAUUCUGCUUUGAGCACCGUGUAAAUGUUUGUGAACACUGCCUGGUGGCCAACCACGCUAAGUGCAUAGUCCAGUCAUACCUCCAGUGGCUUCAGGACAGUGAUUACAACCCAAACUGUCGUCUGUGCAACACACUUCUCUCCUCCAAGGAAACUGCACGACUAGUUUGUUAUGAUUUAUUCCACUGGUCCUGCCUUAAUGACUUGGCAACGCAGCUGCCUCCAAAUACAGCACCUGCCGGAUACCGAUGUCCAAGCUGCCAGGGACCUGUUUUUCCCCCAAGCAACUUAGUAAGCCCUGUGGCAGCAACCCUUCGAGAAAAGCUCUCUACUGUCAACUGGGCCAGGGCUGGCUUAGGUCUUCCUUUGAUUGAAGUAGCAGAGCCUGUAGAUGAUACAAUGUCACAUGAUGAAACGGAUUACAGGGACUGGUCAGUUGUUAAUUCAUCCAGUGAUAACUUGUCAGAAACCCCAGAAACAACAUCCCAAACUGGCUAUGCUUACAACUCUGUGCCCACUAGUGUAGCACAACAUAGUUUGAAUGUAAACAUGUCACAGGACCACGCUGUUACUAUUCGGGACACAGGAUCUGAUAGCCUUACCAUAAAUGCAGGAUCCAGUCCCCGAAAAGUUUAUGACACUCGAGAGACUGCCAGAGGCCAAGAUGCUGUAAUUGACUUUGAUGACGAUAAAUACAGAAGGAGACCUACCCUUAGCUGGCUGGCAAGGAUACUCCGAAACCGAUCAGGUUCAAAGUCCCGGCCAGCCUCCAGCAUGCAGCGCUUUCUGGUUAUUCUGAUUAUUGGUGUUCUUGGGUUUUUAACCCUAAUUCUACUAAUGUCUAAACUGGGCAGAGCUUCAGCUGAUAAUGACCCAAAUCUUGACCCUCUCUUAAACCCUCAUAUCCAUGUUGGGAAGGAGUAGUCAAGCACGCCAAAACAAAUUGAGGACAACAAAGUCAAAUCAGCCCCAUUCCAUACAUAUAUAUAAGUAAAAGGCCUAGACAAUAUGAUAUUGUCAGGUGGGAAAGGAAGGUUUCUGAAAGAUUUGACUGACCUUCCCCAAAAGAGAAUCUUCAGCCUUCAGCUUGGAACAUAACAGUGGCUGUAGAUUUCGCUUCUACAAAGGACUUUGGAAUCCAUUAUUAGUCAAAAAAGAAAGAAAAGCCCUAUUAAGACAUCAGUGAACAUUGGCUUUAGAAGAAAACAGAAAUAAGAAAGAUGGUGGAUGUCUUUAUUCUGUUUACAGAGGCCACAGCACUUAUGUGUCUCUUAACAGUUUUAGAGCUGAAGUGUGUUCUGUAAGACUUGAGCACAUUCGUAAUCCAUUAGUUAACACAAUAAAAGACUUCUCUGUAUAUUUGAACUAUUAGAGCUGCAAAGACAUACUCUAUGGUUAUUUUUCAAAUUAAACCAAAAUUAAAAGUAACAGAACUAACUUUCUCCUAAUCACAUAUGUGUGUUUGUAUGUAAAAUGGGAUGUGUAUCAUACAUGUUGUAAUAUAUUCUUUUAUAUAUGUUUCCAAAUACUGUUUCUCUCAGAAAUUCAGACCCUUGUUUUCUUUCAAUGUUUAGUACUGUCUAAAACACUACAGGAAUUGGAGAAUGCAACAGGUUAUGUGUUCAGUACAUUAACAAUGCAAAGAUAAUGGGCAUUUAUAAAAAUACUUUAUCUGCAUGUGCCCUGUUUUAGUACUCUAGGCCCCAGCUCUCAGGAUAUUCACCUUUUAAAGCUACAUGGAUAAAACAAUAUAUUGAAAAGGGACACUUAAUCAUCAGUAGGCUGAUGCAUAUAUAUGCAGGAGAAUAUUUAAUUUGAAAUUAUAUCACAUUAGAAGCAUUAAGUUAGCCAUACAUAGGUCGAUAUUGUCUACUGACUCGGCAACUCCUUAGUUGACAGAUUUAUGACCCAUGUAUGGGACCAGCCCAAUUGAGCCAACUAUGUGGCUGGUCAAAACAGGCACAGAUAUCAGCUCAUCUGGCAAGCUUAUUUAGCAAGCAGGUCUUUUUCUUGUACAGCUAGCUCAAAUUAAAAACUGCCUUACACCAAGUUCAUUUUAUGCUGCCCUCAGACUCUGAUGUAUUUUCUAUUUCCCUUACAUUGGAGAACUUCAAGUGUCCCCUACAAAGGGGCACCUUCACCAAAAAAAAUUUCCUGAAAAAACAUUGCGACUAAUAAUAAUUAUAUUAUUAUUACUAAUAAUAUUCAUGCAAAAAGAUUUUUUUUCAGUCAGAGAAUGGCCACCCUGUUGAAAACACAUGAUUUUUGGAGGUCUGGUUGGUUGAUUGGAGUGCGUGUGUUUGUAGUCAGCAUAUCUGGCUACCUCUUCUUGAAAAUAAUGCUUUCUAACCUUGAGGAUUGCAUACAUUUUGUACAUGUACUGCUUUAAAUGUAAUCUAAGUUGCAAUGUUGCUACAGACAAUUUCAGUGGUUUUAAGUUUUUUUUUUUUUUUUUUUUCUUCAAGUUUCAGGACCUCACAGCUCAUAACUAGCUUACAAAUAUAGAGCUUCCUAUGAGAAAACAAACACGUAGAAAGAAGAAUUUAACUUACAGCAUAGAGCUAAAUUAAUGGCACAUAUAAGUGAGAAGUUGAAGGCCAAAAGUGCAGAAUUGUGGCUGCCGCAAGGCGCAGCAUGAAACUGACACGUGCGUCUCAGACAGAGCAAAACUGAGCAAGAUGUAUUUAUCUGCUUAAGGGCUCUUACCCAUGGGUGCUUUCUUAUGCAUUUUACAUGUGAUUGCAGGUUUGAAUGCACCUAAACACAGCAGUAAUUGAUUCCAUUAUAUAUAUUUAGCCUGAUUGUACUCGUGUGCAUUCAGAGUUUGAUUUUAUGGCAUUUGUGGGUUUUUUUUGCUCCUUUUUUAGAUGCCACGUGCUGCAUUUUUUGUGCCUGAUGCACAUUCAGGAGACAAUAGAAUAGAGGGUUGUGUUUAAAAUCUGUCAAAAAUGCACAUUGGUGUGUUUAAAUACAUAUACAGGCAAUACAUGUGUUUUUAUGCACUCAGCAUGUGUUUAUAAAUACAUGAAAAAAACAUCCAAACCUUUAUUCCUGCUUCUGCCACCUGCAAUUACAAUAUAGUUCUGUAAUUCUACAAUUUUGGAACAUGGCUAAGGGAAAAGGCUUUUGGGGAUGGAAACACCAGUGGCAGAUGAGUCCCAUAAUACCUUAUGUGCAGGUUGCUUCAUAUGUGACACUGGAGCGAGCAUUGUAAAAAAAAAAACACCAUGGGCAGCGUGCUUUGUCAACACUACAAUGCCAAGCAUCUCCCUGUGGUUCAAGGUGCUUCAUUUAUGACAAUCAAAAUAUUUGUUACUGAGUAAUACUUCUCUGUGUGAUAUCAAAAAUACAUUUUAGGGUUCAGUUCUCUUUUACAUUUGGUUAUACCAAUUAAAAUGUACUAAAAGAAUGCCUUCUUUCCUACACAGUUCACUUGCAAUCUAAAGAAUACACACUGCGUUGUAAUAUGUUGUGAAAAUCUGAUUGUCUAAUUAUUUCAUUUGGGAUCUGCUAAUUAAACUUAGCUGGAAUAUUUAUUUCUGCAGUUUAAUAAAGUUUGGAGAACUGUU
Molecule: messenger RNA, 3789 nt
Organism: Xenopus tropicalis (tropical clawed frog)
Lineage: Eukaryota; Metazoa; Chordata; Amphibia; Anura; Pipidae
Gene: zfpl1
Product: zinc finger protein like 1
Exons: 8
Coding region: 182-1144 (320 amino acids)
Cellular component (GO): Golgi apparatus
Source: RefSeq, a predicted model, not a curated record